This is a messenger RNA of Microtus oregoni (creeping vole), 528 nucleotides long. Its product is annotated as vacuolar protein-sorting-associated protein 25-like. The coding region runs from base 1 to 528 and encodes 175 amino acids. The record is from RefSeq and is a predicted model, not a curated record. The transcript has a single exon. Gene Ontology annotation, biological process: protein transport to vacuole involved in ubiquitin-dependent protein catabolic process via the multivesicular body sorting pathway. Gene Ontology annotation, cellular component: ESCRT II complex. NCBI's taxonomy places the organism in Eukaryota, Metazoa, Chordata, Mammalia, Rodentia, Cricetidae. Gene Ontology annotation, molecular function: structural molecule activity; protein homodimerization activity.
AUGACAAUGAGUUUCAAGUGGCCGUGGCAGUACCGCUUCCCGCCCUUCUUUACGUUACAGCUGAACGUGGACACUCAGCAGAAGCAGCUGGCCGCCUGGUGCUCUCUGGUUCUGUCCUUCUGCCACUUGCACAAACAGUCCAGCAUGAUGGUGAUGGAAGCCCAGGAGAGCCCGCUCUUCAACGUCAAGCUACAGCGAAAACUUCCUGUGGAGUCAAUCCAGAUUGUAUUAGAGGAGCUAAGAAAGAAAGGGAACCUCGAGUGGUUGUAUAAGAAUAAGACUAGCUUCCUGAUCAUGUGGCGGAGGCCAGAAGAACGGGGGAAACUCAUUUAUCAAUGGGUUUCCAGGAGCGGCCAGAACAACUCUGUGUUUACGCUGUAUGAACUGACCAGUGGGGAAGACACAGAGGACGAAGAGUUCCAUGGGCAGGGUGAGGCAACCCUACUUCGUGCUCUGCAGGCCCUACAGCAGGAGCACAAGGCAGAGAUUAUCACUAUCAGUGAUGGCCGAGGAGUGAAGUUCUUCUAG